GUACUCUCACUCCAAGAUCUUCUCUUUUGUUCUCAUCUUCCUCUUCUUCUUCUUCUAUCUGAGAAUCUUCUCAAGAUCUGUUUCAGGGCCUUCUUUUCCUUAAUCUCAUAACUUGCUCCGUCAAACAUUUAUUCACAUUUCCAGAUCUUUCAUUCCUCCAUCAACGAAUGUACUUGGCGGCAUUGUUGUCCUUAACCCACAGUUGUAGCUGAACAUGCUUAUUUUGCUUCUAUUGCGGCGUUGAAGCCAUGCAAUCGGCUGGUUCGAGCAGAGGAGGCAUUGAUGAACUCUUUCAACGAGGAAAAGGACUUCAUCGAAACCCUAGUCUCAUCCGUUGGGUCUCCGGCCUGGCAUUGGGGACUGGGUGGGUGUGUUAGUUUCAGAGGAUGAUGGUUAUGGGUUCUGGCUUGAGAAGAAAAAAAUGUCAACUUUGCUUCUUCUUCUGCUGCUGCUGCUGCUGCUGCUUCCACAGAUACUCGCUUUAACUUCCUCAGCUUCUGGUAUUUCAUAUUUGCACAAGAUUUUUCAUUCUGUAGCACCACUGCCAAGUCGGUCAUUAUUCAGAGCUAUUAUCCUGGAUCAUGGUAAAGGAAAUACCUUAUUAAUGACCCCAUCAUUUUCUCCAUCAGUGUCACCCCAUGUGCCAAACUUCCAGCCUUCUUCUGAGCCACCAUCACCUGCUUGUGCUCCCGCUCCACUACGUCAAGGUCUUCAAAGACACCUCCAUCAUCAUCAUCACAGGAGGCCUGUUUUAGUUACCCCGGCUUCUUCUACUGGAGGAGGUGGCUGUAACCAAAUAUGUGUAGAUCCACUUACUUCGACUCCGUUUGGUUCUCCAUGUGGCUGUGUGUUCCCUAUGAAAGUUAAGCUUCUUUUAGAUGUGUCUCUUUAUGUUGUCUUUCCUGUAGUAAAUGAGCUGGAGCUGGAGGUAGCUGCCGGAACAUAUUUACUGCAAAGUCAAGUAAUUAUAAAUGGUGCAAAUGCUGAUAGUCAAAACCAGGAGAGAACAAUAGUGGACAUCUAUUUGGUCCCUCUGGAGGAUAAAUUUGAUAAUAUUACUGCCAUGUUGACAUAUGAGAGGUUUUGGCAGAAGAAGGUGCCUUUAAAUAAGACCCUGUUCAGAAAUUAUGAAGUUAUCUCUAUAAGUUAUCCAGGGCUUCCCUCUUCGCCACCUGGUGGAGGUUCCACGGAUAGUGGUCCAAAUGGGAGUCCUGGAAAAGGGCAAUUCCCAAUUAGUGCAGAUUUUGUCAAGAAGGGCGAAAAGUUGAAUUCCAGAACAAUUUCUAUUAUUGCAUUAUCUGGUGUGAUAUUGUUGGUGGUCUGUUUUGGAGCUAUUUUUAUCCUCUUAAAAUGGAGGGCUGGAAUAUCGUCUAAUGCCAUUGGACCUGUCUUAACACCAUCUACAAAUAAGAGGCAUGGAAUAGGGUUUACCUUAUCGAGCAGCAUGGGAAGCUCCACAUCAGUAUCCCUCAUUUCCGCCAUGCCUACUUCUGCUCUCUCAGUUAAAAUGUUUACCCACUUAGAGCUUGAGAAAGCAACAGAUAAGUUCAGCUUGCAAAGGGUUUUGGGGGAAGGAGGGUUUGGACGUGUUUUUCUUGGGAUAUUGGAAGAUGGAUCAAAUGUUGCUGUUAAACUACUAACAAGAGAUAAUCAGGAUGGGGAUCGUGAAUUUAUUGCAGAAGUAGCGAUACUAAGCCGAUUACACCAUCGUAACCUUGUUAAACUCCUUGGCAUAUGUUUCGAAGAGCGCAUCCGCUGCUUAGUUUAUGAACUGAUACCUAAUGGCAGUGUUGAAGCCCAUUUACAUGGCACGGACAAGAAGGAAUCUCUUGACUGGGAUACAAGAUUGAAGAUUGCUCUAGGUGCUGCCAGAGGAUUGGCCUAUCUUCAUGAAGAUUCUAAUCCUCGUGUUAUACACCGAGAUUUCAAGGGGAGCAAUGUCUUACUAGAAAAUGAUUUCACACCUAAAGUAUCCGAUUUCGGGUUGGCAAGGGAAGCCACAGAAGGGAGUCAUCACAUUUCCACUCGGGUCAUGGGGACUUUCGGGUACGUUGCUCCUGAAUAUGCAAUGACUGGGCAUCUACUGGUGAAGAGCGAUGUGUACAGUUAUGGUGUUGUGCUUUUAGAGCUACUUUCGGGUAGAAAACCCGUGGACAUGUUUCAACCUCCAGGGGAAGAGAAUCUGGUCACUUGGGCUCGGCCUUUGCUGGGAAGCAGAGAAGGAUUAGAGAAGUUAGUGGAUCCCUCCUUAGCUGGAAGCUACGACUUCGAUGACAUGGCGAAAGUAGCAUCAAUCGCCUCCAUGUGUGUUCACACAGAAGUGAGCCACAGGCCUUUUAUGGGCGAAGUUGUUCAGGCGCUGAAACUCAUAUACAACGAUGCUGCUGCUGACGAUACUUGCAAAGAGUCCUCACAUCGUGACUCCGAUUCUAAAGGUGAUUUAAUCCCUUCAGAUAGCAGCUGGGGAAAUGCUGGUGGGCACACUUCAUCUUUGAUAACAAUGGAGUACAGUUCGGGACCACUUGAGGUAACAGACCGAUCAUUUUCAGCUUCUGGGUUGAGCAAUAGAUCCGGUCCUUUGAGGACAGUUAGGAGCAAGAGGAUGUUUUAUCGAUUGAAAGGAAGUAUUAGCGACCGUGGUGGACUACUUCUGUCUAGGUAUGCUCCGAAAGACCUAGAAGCUUCCUUUUAGAACGUUUUCAGGAGUUUGUUGUACAGUAAGUAAUCAAUGAUCUUGGUGGGGGUAAUAUAGAAGUUUUCAGUUGGGAUAAUAGUAAGGGAAUGGAUGGGAUGGGAAUGAGAUGGUCUGAUUUAGAUGUUUAAUUUAAAUUU
This is a messenger RNA of Impatiens glandulifera, 2832 nucleotides long. Its product is annotated as receptor-like serine/threonine-protein kinase ALE2. The record is from RefSeq and is a predicted model, not a curated record. The coding region runs from base 422 to 2692 and encodes 756 amino acids. Gene Ontology annotation, biological process: protein phosphorylation. NCBI's taxonomy places the organism in Eukaryota, Viridiplantae, Streptophyta, Magnoliopsida, Ericales, Balsaminaceae. The transcript has 9 exons. Gene Ontology annotation, molecular function: ATP binding; protein kinase activity.